ACGCACCCACUCAGGCAGAGAAAGACAGAGACAAACCUCAGAUCCUGCGAAUAGGAUCACAUAAAUAAUUCCUCCUUAAAACAACCACCAUAUCCCACUCUUUUUGUUCCCAAUCUACAACGUAAGAAUAUGCCUAAUCUCUCCUCUCGAUCUCUCUCUUUCUCUCCCCUCCUCUCUCUACAGCUCUUCAUGUCUUGAUUGAAAGGAAAGCCAAGUCUCUCUCUCUCUCUCUCUCUCUCUCUCUCUCUCAUACACCAAAGUGUGAAUGUGAAGACAACGACAACAAUAAUACCCAGAAAGUGUUCCUUCAAGAGCCAGCAAAAUCCAUUCCGCUGGUUAAUUUCUGAAUAUUCACUCUCUUCAAUACCAUCAUGGCCAUUCUCAAAAUUAUGCAUUUUGCGGUUCCUUUGAUCUGGGUAUUUCAGCUGAGACGGGGUUGAGCUUUCGUACCAUAUACGAGUGUUGCAUUGGACCGUUUAAUUUCUAGGUUUCCCCGGUUGGGUAUUCUGUCGGAUCUCGAAAGACCAUGGCAUUGUUCCGCAAGUUCUUUUACCGGAAGCCGCCAGAUGGACUCUUGGAGAUCUCUGAAAGGGUUUACGUCUUUGACAGCUGUUUCACCACGGAUGUUUGGGAAGAAGAUGAGUAUAAAGUCUACAUGGGAGGAAUAGUUGGAAAACUCCGUGAACACUUCCCUGAUGCUUCAUUCAUGGUCUUCAACUUCCGAGAAGGAGAGAACCAAAGCCAGAUUGCUAACAUAUUGUCCGAGUAUGAUAUGACGGUGAUGGAUUAUCCACGACACUAUGAAGGCUGCCCGUUGCUCACAAUGGAGAUGAUCCACCACUUUUUAAGAUCAAGUGAAAGCUGGUUGUCACUUGGGCAACAAAAUUUGCUCUUAAUGCACUGUGAACGAGGUGGAUGGCCAGUUUUGGCUUUCAUGUUGGCUUCUCUUUUGAUUUACAGGAAGCAGUACACCGGGGAACAAAAAACUCUGGACAUGAUUUACAAACAAGCACCUCGGGAACUUUUGCAAUUGAUGUCACCACUGAAUCCAAUGCCUUCACAACUGAGGUACCUUCAGUACGUCUCCAGACGAAAUGUCGCCUCAGAAUGGCCUCCAUUGGAUAGGGCUCUUACAUUGGACUGCAUUAUUAUGAGAUUCCUUCCUAAUAUGGAUGGAGAAGGUGGUUGCUGUCCAAUAUUUAGGAUAUACGGACAGGAUCCUUUUAUGGCUGCUGAUCGGACAACCAAAGUUCUGUUCUCAACUCCAAAGAAGAGCAAAAUUGUUCGACGCUACCAGCAGGCAGAUUGUGAACUUGUUAAAUUUGACAUCCAUUGCCAUGUCCAAGGUGAUGUUGUUCUUGAGUGCAUUAGCCUGGAUAAUGAUCUGGAACGUGAAGAGAUGAUGUUUCGAGUUAUGUUUAAUACAGCAUUUAUACGCUCAAAUAUUUUGAUUCUUAACGGUGACGAAAUUGACAUCUUAUGGAAUGCCAAGGAUAAGUUUUCUAAGGAUUUUAGAGCAGAGGUUCUUUUUUCGGAGAUGGAUGCUGCAAAUUCUCUUAUUUCAAUUGAUUGCCCUGGAAUCGAGGUGAAAGAAGGCCUUCCAGUAGAAGCAUUUGCUAAAGUACAAGAGAUUUUCAAUAAUGUAGAUUGGCUUGCUCCAAAGGUAGAUGUAGCAUUGAAUGUGCUGCAACAAAUCAAAGAAUCAGAUUUUCUUCUGGAAACAUCGGAAAACAUUUCUGUGCCUACUGCAGAAGGUAUUUCGUUGCCGGAUUCCACUUCAGAAAAUCUAAAAUCAGAAUCAAAGGCAUCAAAGGCUCAGGGGAAACAACCUAAGAUCAUAUCCCAAAGAGGACGCCCCACUUCCCUAUCAGCUCCGGCUUCUUCACAUGGCUCACCUGUCAAAAUAUCAAGAUACCACAGUGCGCCAUCGGCCCUUGGCAUUACAGCUUUGUUGCAAGAUCAUGUUGCGUCUAAUAGUGAAGAAGUAGUCAAGCAUGCAGUGACAAUGGCUUUACCUUCUCCAGCUCGUUCUAUUUCAAAUAAAGCUAAACCUGUACAGCAAACAAAAGAACCCACUCCUUCAAAGCUAACACCUUCACAUGCCUCUUUCUCAUUACAGUCUUCAACUGAUGCUACAAAAGAACCCACUCCUUCUAAGCUAACACCUUCACAUGCCUCUUUCUCAUUAAAGUCUUCAAUUAGUGUUCCUAUAACUUCCGGAAAAACUUCUGCAGCUUCUCCAUCUCAGUUGAUGCCUCUCUCAAUUUCAAGUGCCAAAGAUUCUUCACCUACUCAACAUUCUGGGACCACAAUACAGUCAUCAGUACGUCCUCCCUCCCCUCCUUUUUCUGGGGCAGCUCCUUCCUAUGCUCUCAAGAAUUCUUGUUCAAUCCCCCCUUCUCCUCCUUUUUCUGAGGUAUCUCCAUCUUCGUCUGUCAAGAACUCAUUUUCAACUCCCCCUCCGCCACCUCCACCCUCUUCUUUGCUGGGAACACCCUCGUCUUCCACAAUAAAAAACUCAUUUUCAACUCCCCCACCCCCUCCUCCACCUCCUCUUUCAGAAACACCACCAUUAUUUCUCAAGACCUCACUUUCAGGUUCCCCUCCUCCUCCUCCACCCGCUGCUAUUCCAUCUUCAAAUGCUUGUGCUGUUGAUUCUGCGCCGUUUGUGAAGAAUGCAGCAGUUACAUCUGCUCCCCCACCGCCUCCACCUCUUCCACAUUCUGGGCCUGCCUCAGAUCCUACUAAAAUAUCUUCGGCACCAUCCCCACCACCACCGCCACCUCCUUCCCUUCCUCCUAAUUCUGCCAUGAAGGAUUCUUCCUCAAAGAAUUCUGCCCAUGCUCCGCCUGUACCUCCCCCUCCAGCUCCCUUUGCCAAAGCUGGCAGUGCCUCUCCACAGUCUCACUCUAGAGCUGGUGCUGGAAAUGUGCCUCCAAUUCCUGGACCACCUUCGGGUGGUACAUUAAGUUCAAAGGGAUGGGGCGUAUCACGUUCGAGUCCCAGAAAUCAGGCUCCUCCUAAAAAGUCCAAUCUUAAGCCAUAUCAUUGGUUAAAGUUGACAAGAGCGAUGCAAGGAAGUUUAUGGGCUGAAGCGCAGAAAGCUGAUGAAGCUUCCAAGGCUCCAGAUUUCGACAUGUCAGAACUUGAGAGUCUUUUCUCUGCAGCUGCGCCAAAUUCACAACAUGGAAGCACUGGUGGAAAAUCGAAUCGCCUCGGCUCUGGAUCAAAGUCUGAAAAAGUUCAGCUGAUUGAGCUAAGGCGGGCAUAUAAUUGUGAAAUUAUGCUUACUAAAGUUAAAGUCCCUUUGCCUGAAUUGGUGAGUUCAGUCCUUGCGUUGGAUGAAUCAGCACUAGAUGUUGAUCAGGUGGAGAAUCUCAUAAAGUUCUGUCCAACGAAAGAAGAGAUAGAUUUGCUAAAGGGUUAUGGUGGAGAUAAGGAAAACUUGGGGAAAUGUGAACAGUUUUUCUUAGAAUUGAUGAAAGUGCCGCGGGUGGAGUCAAAGCUGAGAGUUUUCUCCUUUAAGAUACAAUUUCAUUCUCAGGUUUCCGACCUUAGAAAUAAUUUGAAUAUUGUCAAUUCUGCAUCUGAAGAGAUCAGAAAUUCGGCCAAGUUGAAAAGAAUCAUGCAAACCAUUCUUUCCCUGGGUAAUGCUUUGAACCAUGGAACUGCAAGAGGUUCUGCAAUUGGAUUUCGAUUGGAUAGUCUCCUUAAACUCACUGAUACACGAGCCCGGAAUAACAAGAUGACUCUCAUGCAUUAUCUUUGUAAGGUGCUUGCUGAAAAGUUGCCAGAACUUCUUGAUUUUCCAAAAGAGCUUAAGAGUUUGGAGGCUUCAACAAAGAUACAAUUAAAAUAUUUGGCGGAGGAAAUGCAGGCCGUUAGUAAGGGGCUGGAGAAAGUUGUACAGGAAUUGUCUGCCUCAGAAAAUGACGGUCGUGUUUCAAAUGAAUUUUGCAAGAUUUUAAAGGAUUUUCUUAGCUAUGCUGAAGCUGAAGUGAGGUCUUUGGCUUCACUUUAUUCUAGUGUGGGUAGAAAUGCGGAUGCACUGGCUCUAUAUUUUGGGGAAGAUCCAGCCCGUUGUCCAUUUGAGCAAGUCGUAUCUACUCUGCUCAACUUUGUGAGGAUGUUUGUACGAGCACACGAAGAAAACUGCAAAUACAUUGAGCUCGAAAAGAAGAAAGCACAGAAGGAGGAAGAAAAUGAGAAGGUAGCGUUGGGUGCUUCCAAAAAGGAGUCCGUAAACCUGAUGCGGACUACCAUCAAGAGUGGUAACAUGAAUUGAUCAAGCUAAUCAUUUGUUAGCAACACAACAUAACCUAACCUAAGUAGUACUGCUGCAUGAAAAAGAAGGCCCUUACAUGCAAUUAGGACGACGUAUAGCCAGCAGCUAGCACUGCAUGGUAUAUAUUGAUGAACUGAUGGUGUAGCUGAGAAAUUUUUUAUUUUUAACUGUACUGAUGUUGGAGCUGCAUGCAUGGAGUCCUAUUCAAUGAGCAUGGAGGCUUCCUGAUCUUAUGCUGAUCUUUGGAAAUUUUGCAGUAAAAGUUUCCGUUAAGAGUUAUGACAACCCCACUGGCCUGAUCUUCCCCUCCGAUCCCUAGCUAGCUCGUUUCUUCCAUCAUUAAUAUUUGAUCUGCUUGUAUAUUUUUUGGAUGUUAGGAUGUAAAUGUCGAUAUAUAUAUACACAUAUAUAGAUAGAUUAAUGUUACGAUUGUAUGACUGGAAAUUAAGGGCAAUAUUUGAUCAUCUUUCUGAAAAGCAACCAGUGAGGGAAGUA
Molecule: messenger RNA, 4780 nt
Organism: Carya illinoinensis
Lineage: Eukaryota; Viridiplantae; Streptophyta; Magnoliopsida; Fagales; Juglandaceae
Product: formin-like protein 18
Exons: 18
Coding region: 527-4285 (1252 amino acids)
Source: RefSeq, a predicted model, not a curated record